Messenger RNA from Cordyceps fumosorosea ARSEF 2679, 837 nucleotides. RefSeq names its product proteasome subunit alpha type 2. NCBI's taxonomy places the organism in Eukaryota, Fungi, Ascomycota, Sordariomycetes, Hypocreales, Cordycipitaceae. The record is from RefSeq and is a predicted model, not a curated record. The transcript has 5 exons. Gene Ontology annotation, biological process: ubiquitin-dependent protein catabolic process. Gene Ontology annotation, cellular component: proteasome core complex, alpha-subunit complex; proteasome core complex. Bases 1 to 837 code for a protein of 278 amino acids.
AUGGCGGACAGAUACUCCUUCUCCCUCACUACAUUUUCGCCCAGCGGCAAGCUGGUGCAGAUCGAGUAUGCCUUGAACGCUGUCAACCAAGGCAUUACUGCCCUCGGAAUCAAAGCCACCAACGGCAUCGUCCUCGCGACCGAGAAGAAGUCGUCCUCGCCCCUCGCCGACCAGAGCUCGCUCUCCAAAAUCAGCAACAUCACGCCCAACAUCGGCGCCGUAUACUCGGGCAUGGGCCCCGACUACAGAGUGCUCGUCGACCGCGCGCGCAAAGUCUCGCACACGGGAUACAAGAGAAUCUACAACGAGUACCCGCCCACCCGCAUAUUGGUCCAGGACGUCGCCCGCGUCAUGCAGGAGGCCACCCAGUCGGCGGGAGUCCGGCCAUACGGCGUGAGCAUGCUGGUUGCUGGUUGGGAUGACGGCAUCGAGCCCGAGGACGCCGAGGAGGUCGAGCAGCCCGAGGGCGGCGAGAAGAAGGCCAACAAGAAGACGGGCGGUAUUCACAAGGGCGGCCCCAUGCUGUACCAGGUCGACCCCACGGGCAGCUACUUCCCUUGGAAGGCUACGGCCAUUGGCAAAAGUGCGACGAAGGCCAAGACAUUCUUGGAGAAGAGAUAUUCGGAAGAGUUGGAGCUUGAAGAUGCUAUUCACAUUGCUCUGCUGACUCUCAAGGAUAACAUUGAGGGCGAGAUGAACGGCGACUCUAUUGAAAUUGGUAUCGUCGGACCGCCGGCCGACCAUCUGUUGGGUCUGGAAGGUGUCGAGGGCGCCACCGGUCCUCGAUUCCGCAAGCUCACGCCGCAAGAAAUUGAAGAUUACCUGACGAGUCUAUAA